UUUCACGACCAUCCUUCAACACGAUCAACACUUCAAGCCGCCAGAUGUCGAGAAACUCCAUACAUCAGAGCAACAAGCCUGUCGAGAAAAGCCAAAAAGAAAGGCCUUCUGAGGACAACCACCUUCUAGAGACUGGUAUUUUUCACGCCAUGCAUCGCUUAGAACUUUCUCCGGGUCAGCCCUAUGGAGAUAUUCACUCGACUUACGAUCUUACGACACAGAAGAAUAUGACUUUAAGUACUCUGAAGAUCGCCAACAUCACAAUGGCUUAUGAUGAUGCGGAUCUUUCUUGCUGGGCUGCCAACUCCAACUUGUCUACGCCGCUGGAGGUCAAAAUGCAGCUGGAAAUCUUCAGUCCGCCUUCAUCAGUGGAUUUGGUUGAUUUUCCUGAGGCCUUCACGUCAGGGGAACCUCAUCCUCUGAGUUGCCGUGUGUAUGGGUCGAGGCCACGCCCUAGACUGGAGUGGUCGCUUACCAAACCUGACAGCCCAGCCAUGAAGCUCAGCACUCAGGACUUGAACGAUCCGAAUUUCUGGUCUCCCUUGGAUGGCGGUGGCACCUCAAGUCGAGUGGCUUCGUCAACUGCAGUUCAAACACUGCAGUUGAGUUCAACUCCAAGCCACUCUACGAAGAUCGACAGGACGCUCUUAAGAAAACAGUCCUACAGUUCAGGGCAACUCAAAGUCGUGCUCGGUAAAGAGGAUCAUGGUGGCAAACUCUCGUGUGUCGCUUGGAACAACUUCUUCCCGAACUACAAAGUGAACGCCACUAAGACUAUUCACGUUAAUUAUGCUCCAGAAGUUGAAUUGGAAUUGGGAGUGAAAAUCGACCCUUCACAGGUGCGUGAAGGCACAGACUUGUACUUUACCUGCAAGGUGGACUCGCGGCCUCCAGCGGACCAGCUCUCCUGGACACACAAGAACCGUACGCUUAAGAACGACCCAGUGCUGGGUGUGCUGAUGUCUGGUGAGCAUUUGGUGCUGCAGUCCGUGACUCGGGACUGGAGCGGCACUUUUUCCUGUACAGCUGCCAACUCCGUCGCCUCCGUGGUCUCCAACACCAUCAACAUCAGCAUCUUAUAUGCUCCGGUGUGCUCGAUAAAAGUGAGACGCGUGCAUCAGGUUCAAUUGGGCGAGUACGUCAGUUUGUCGUGUAAGAUUGAAGCCCAGCCCAUCGACGUACAGUUCGAGUGGACGUUUGCUACCAACGUUUCAAAGCAAGAGCUGGUGUCGGAAGAGUGGGUUCGGUCAUCAGAACAGCAAUCACGACUCAGGUACCGGCCUGAGAAGCUUUAUGACUACGGAAUUAUUCGCUGCUUUGCCAUCAAUGCUAUCGGCAAGCAGAAACAACCGUGCGAAUAUUCCGUCGAGCCUGCCCCAGCUCCUGUUCCUCCGACGUUGAACUGCUCAGUGACGAACCAGUCUUGGCACAGCCUCAACGUUCACUGCGAACUUAAUCAAGAAAACUCGACUGCUGUCGAGCGCUCCAGACUGACGCUCGACAGUCAAGAAAUGAAGGAGCGCAAAGAACUCGAGGCUCUUUUAGAGGAGUGGGAGACUGGAGACGCUGCACCUCAGCACGCGCAGGGGGCUGCGGAGGCAGCCGGUGACGUCACAACUUUCUUUACUCUCACAGUUGAGAGCCUGAACUCUCAACAAGUCUUCUAUAAUGCCACCAAUAACAUCGGGACGUUCUCGGUGUCAGGUCUCACUGCGGGUGUCGACUAUUCUUUGACUAUCACCGCCAUGACACAUCUCGGCCCCACCGAACCUCUCACUUUGACGGCACUCACAUUACGGGCGGCAGAAAAUAGAAUAAAUUUAAACGACAAUAAGGGGAACAGCCACGAGUCCCAGUUUAUGGAUGGCACGACACUCAUGGCCAUUUCAAUUGGUUGCGCCUUGGCGAUAUUUUUGUGCCUCGUCCCUGGAGUCGCCUUAAUAGCCUACCGCAAAUCAAGACGUAGAGGCAACGACCAGAGAUCCAACUCCCAGAACACCGUCACGCACGAUCACCUCAAACUUAAAACGUCCGCUUCCGAGGCUCCUGAUCUAAUUACGGAAGAUGCAUCUUCAAGGGAUAAUUUACUGACCGUGGCAAAGCUGGGGCCCCGCACGCCUAAUGCAAAACGUCAGGACUUCCUCGGCUGCUCUGCGUCUGCAAAAGAUUCCCGCCUUGGGUUUUGCUCGGGGGCUGAACAACAUAAUUGCGGCCUCCAUCAAGCAGCUUCUCAGCCGCCAUCGUUGAUGCCAUCACAUCCUCUGAAAGCCUUGGGAGCCAGCGACGUUCCUGGGCUAACCAUUGGAAUUUAUAACCCUAUGGAAGCAAUUACCGAGAGAUGCUUGCCGGCAUCCAAUGCUGCUAUGAAUUACUCGGCGUAUGACAGAUCAUUUCUCGAGACUCGCAGGCAAAACGCCGUCCUAAACUACAGCGUGGAGUCCAACGCUACCGAAUAUCCCUCACGGCUAAAGCAUCCUGGUCUUGGGAAUAUCGGGGACCGUCCUUCUUCCAGUUCUCAGUAUAAUAUAAACCUUAUUAACAAUGAUGCUGAUCGAAUCGCCUCAGCUCCAUGUAAUCAGCUGCUAGGAUACUCUAAUAGAUUUUUUACGCUACCUCAUAAGACGUCGUCUAACCCAUCUAAUUUUACGAGCGGUACCUCCAGGCAGCUCCGUACGGUUACUGAGGCUUCCGAAACUGGAUCCAAAAUGUUCCUGGAAGCCACGUAUGCAGGCAGGUCGACAGAAUCUCUCUGCAGCCCUGGUUCUGAGUCCAGAGUUUGAUCUCAUCUCAAUGUGCUCCAUUAUUAACACCUAAAUGAACAGUAUAUUACUCGAUAAUUACUAUUAAAUACCUAGGAGGGAAUUUUUUUCAUAUUUUAAAUGAUUGAUAUUGACGUUAUUUGCAGAAUUGUUCGCCUUCUUCUAUUGAUUACAUUUCAUAUUGUGGAUGGAAAUAGACUUCUCCAUUAAAUUUGAAAAAAUAAUCUAGUUAGAGUUUAUUGAAAGUUAAAAACGUUAAUAUAAAAGACCAAAGACUAAAUCCUACAUAGUCUGUUCGUGCUCAAUUUCUUUCUAAGUCCCAUUCAUGAGCUCGUCUUCAAUUCGAACGUCCGACCCUAGUACAUAAUAUUAUCCCUUGAAAGCUUCCUAUGUGUCGUAAGGAUUCAUGUGAAAUUUAGUUAUUUCAGGUCCGAGUCUGUUGAAAUGUUACCAGUAUUGAAAAAUUUUAAACUCAAUAAACUAUAUAAUGAAAUUAAUCCAUAAGUGUAUGGAUCCACCUAGUAAGUGAAUGUUGUUAUUUUUCGUUAAUGAAAUUGAAAAUAUUAUCUGAC
This is a messenger RNA of Hyalella azteca, 3331 nucleotides long. RefSeq lists its product as uncharacterized. The transcript is spliced from 12 exons. The coding region runs from base 45 to 2780 and encodes 911 amino acids. The record is from RefSeq and is a predicted model, not a curated record. NCBI's taxonomy places the organism in Eukaryota, Metazoa, Arthropoda, Malacostraca, Amphipoda, Hyalellidae. Gene Ontology annotation, molecular function: protein binding.